Messenger RNA from Pseudomyrmex gracilis, 1047 nucleotides. Its product is annotated as odorant receptor 13a-like. Gene Ontology annotation, molecular function: odorant binding; olfactory receptor activity. Gene Ontology annotation, biological process: detection of chemical stimulus involved in sensory perception of smell; sensory perception of smell. The transcript is spliced from 6 exons. Bases 1 to 1047 code for a protein of 348 amino acids. The record is from RefSeq and is a predicted model, not a curated record. Lineage: Eukaryota; Metazoa; Arthropoda; Insecta; Hymenoptera; Formicidae. Gene Ontology annotation, cellular component: plasma membrane.
AUGGCAAUUUCUGUGUACUAUCAUUACCAGUAUUUACAGAAGAAUUUAUUAUCCGCUAGUUUUUCGGACUUGAUGGACUGUUUUUGUUUGACAAUGGCGCAUAUCAAAGUGAUCACCAAGUGUAUUGUGUUUUGGUUUAAUCAACGAAAAUUUGUUCAACUUUUGAGAAUGAUGACAGAAGAUUGGAACGACUGCGCCAAUAGCGAUAUCGGCACGCAGAAGACAACGGAGAAAGCAAACGUUGCGGAUCGCAUUACCAACAUGAUCAUUCUUCUUCAUACGUUAACAAUUUUUGCAUAUUGCCUGGGCGUUGUUCUGGCCGACGUCGACAUCACCGAUCAAACGACAGAUUUACCUUUUUUCACCAAGUUCGAAAGUCCGUUUCCCAUAACCACGCAACUCACUUACAGACUUGUGUUACUCGUAGAAUUCGUGCACUUGCUUAUCUGCGCGUGGACGGCUGGUAUAACAAACGUUCUGCUAUUGGUUUUGAUCUUACAUGUAGGUGGCCAAAUCGACAUUUUGCAUUACUGGUUGAUGCAACUCGCACCUCACGAAAACAACAGCGGACGGGAAUCGACUGUUGUUGAUGCGAGUAAAAUUAUUCAAAAACAUCAAAAGAUAAUCGAUUUCUCAAACCACGUCGAAAGUCUUUAUACGUACAUUGCAUUGAUGCAGUUUGUGUCAAACACACUAAUGAUUUGCUCGUUAGGCUUUCUUAUCAUAUCGGCAAUUGGAACUCCGAAUGUUGUAGAAGAAGUACUGAGAUCUCUUUUCUUUUACACUAUUACAAAUCUCGAAGCGUUUUUGUUUUGCUACGCUGGAGAAUAUCUGAACAAUAAGAGCAAAGAAGUUGGCGUUGCUGUGUACAAUUGUGCGUGGUAUAAUUUAAAAUCUAAAGAUAUUCGUGUUCUGUUGUUUAUUAUGAAAAGAUCGCAAAAACAAUUAACACUCACAGUCGGCAAGAUGACGAAUCUCUCCUUAGAAACAUUCACCAGUAUUAUGAAUGCUUCGGGAUCAUACUUGUCAGUAUUAUUAGCGAUAUAA